CUUCCUGGGGAGGGAGGCCGGAUAAUGGCCAGCGGGGGCUUCAGAGCACGCUCUGCCCCUUGCGGACCUUUAGGGGCCUGGGGAAGUGCGGCUUUAGACUCUGGGAGCCCGGCUCUGCGUGUCUUGGCCUGGAUGGAAAAGCCCGGCAGCGCGCCAAGAAGCUGUUGCGCACAGACAGGACCUUCCCUGUCUCUGAUAGUGACAUACGGCAGGAGCCCAGCGUCAGGUGCGCCCCUAGCACUGCCGGUCCGCCCAGAGCCAGCUGGGCGGCACCCGCUGGGAGACCCCCCGGGCUCUAUACGGCCUCCUUGAAGGCCCCCUUUCCGGCCGGCUCCAGGAGACUCAGGAACCAUCAUGAUGCAGGACGAGUCUCUGGGUCGUCCGCGCUCUUCACUAAGUGCUCUGUUGCUGUGCAGCCUUUCGGCCAGCAUGGCCCCCACGCUGCAGGUGGCGUUCAGGAGGCGCUGGUGGAUGGCAGGCACCGCGGUGCUGGAGAACCUCUUCUUCUCUGCGGUGCUCCUGGGCUGGAGCUCCCUGCUGAUCAUGCUCAAGAACGAGGGCUUCUAUUCCAGCUUGUGCCCAGCUGAGAACAUCACCAACACCACCCAGAAUGAGCAGCACCAGUGGCUGAGCUGUAACCAACAGGAAAAGAUGCUCAACCUGGGCUUCACCAUCGGCUCCUUUGUGCUCAGCUCCACCACUCUGCCUCUGGGGAUCCUCAUGGACCGCUUCGGCCCCCGGCCCACGAGGCUGGUUGGCAGCACCUGCUUUGCCGUGUCCUGCACCCUCAUGGCCUUGGCCUCUCGUGACACCAAAGUUCUGUCUCCAUUGAUAUUCCUGGCUCUGUCCCUGAAUGGUUUUGGUGGCAUCUGCCUAACGUUCUCUUCACUCACACUGCCCAACAUGUUUGGGAAUCUGCGCUCCACUGUCAUGGCCCUCCUGAUCGGCUCCUAUACCUCUUCUGCCAUCACAUACCCGGGAAUGAAGCUCAUCUAUGACGCUGGCGUGUCCUUCAUGGCCAUCAUGUUCACCUGGUCGGGCCUGGCCUUCCUCAUCUUUCUGAACUGUGUCCUCAACUGGCCCAAAGAAUCCUUUCCCUCGCCGGAGGACGUCAACUACAAGGAGAAGAUGAAGCUCAGAGAGCUGGCCCUGGAUCACAAGGUGACAGGUGACCGCUUCUACACCUAUGUGACCAUCGUGGGCCAGCGGCUGAGCCAGAAGGCCCCCAGCCUGGAGGAGGGGGCUGACAUCUUCAUUUCAUCCCAGGACGUUCGUGGCAUCUCAGAAAAGUCUGCUGAGAGUCUCACGGCACCCCUUCACAGAGGGUCUGUCCCCUUGCGCAAAAGCCUCUUCUCUGCCAUUUUCCUGUGGAGCCUCCUCACCAUGGGUGUGACCCAGCUGCGAAUCAUCUUCUUCAUGGCCUCCAUGAACAGGAUGCUGGAGUACCUCGUGAUCAGCGGCCAGGAGCAUGAGACGGAAAACCUGAAGCAAAGGGUGACAGAGACAGUUGAAUUCUACUCCUCUGUCUUUGGGGCCGCGCAACUGUUGUGCGUCCUCACCUCCCCCCUCAUUGGCUACAUCAUGGACUGGAAGAUCAAGGACUGCGUGGACAUCCCCACCAAGGCCCCUGCCAGGGAUGGUGCGGCCACCAACUCCGUCAGACCGCGCUACCUCAAGAUCCAGAAGCUCACCAAUGCCAUCAACGCCUUCACCCUGACCAAUCUGCUGCUCGUGGCGUUUGGCAUCACCUGCCUCAUCAACAGCUUACACCUCCAGUUUUUGACCUUUGUCCUGCUCACCGUGAUUCGAGGCUUCUACCACUCGGCCUGUGGGGGCCUCUAUGCUGCAGUGUACCCAACCAACCACUUCGGGACACUGACAGGCCUGCAGUCUCUCACCAGUGCCAUGUUCGCCCUGCUCCAGCAGCCACUCUUCAUGGCCAUGGUGGGGCCCUUGAAAGGAGAGGCCUUCUGGGUGAAUCUGGGCCUCCUGCUCUUCUCACUCCUGGGAUUCCUGCUCCCUUGCUACCUCUUCUGCUACCGUGCCCAGCUCCAGAGGGAGUAUGCCACCCACUGGGAGGACCCCCCAAAGGGGCCUGCCAACCCCAAGGUGACAGCGUAGACCUCUGAGCCGAGGGACCUGGAAGAAGGCCACUGAGGCCAGCGCAGCCAAAGGGAGUGCCUCGUGGCUUUUCUACCUGUAACCUCCGCCCAGAGCUAGGGGCUGUGGAUUUAUAAAUACGGACAGAAGUUCUGUUUUUGUAGAGACUUGCUAAAAGGAAAAAAAAAAAAAAAAGAUUUCCCAAA
This is a messenger RNA of Phacochoerus africanus (Common warthog), 2306 nucleotides long. It is a transcript of the gene SLC43A1, whose product is annotated as solute carrier family 43 member 1. The transcript is spliced from 15 exons. Gene Ontology annotation, biological process: transmembrane transport; neutral amino acid transport. Bases 355 to 2121 code for a protein of 588 amino acids. Gene Ontology annotation, molecular function: L-amino acid transmembrane transporter activity; neutral L-amino acid transmembrane transporter activity. Lineage: Eukaryota; Metazoa; Chordata; Mammalia; Artiodactyla; Suidae. The record is from RefSeq and is a predicted model, not a curated record.